This is a messenger RNA of Ananas comosus (pineapple), 2241 nucleotides long. Its product is annotated as transcription factor SPEECHLESS. The record is from RefSeq and is a predicted model, not a curated record. Gene Ontology annotation, molecular function: protein dimerization activity; DNA-binding transcription factor activity. The transcript has 2 exons. Gene Ontology annotation, biological process: guard cell differentiation; stomatal complex development; positive regulation of DNA-templated transcription. Bases 460 to 1509 code for a protein of 349 amino acids. NCBI's taxonomy places the organism in Eukaryota, Viridiplantae, Streptophyta, Magnoliopsida, Poales, Bromeliaceae. Gene Ontology annotation, cellular component: nucleus.
UUAACUGGGGUGAUCAAGAAACUGUUAAUAAUGAUCAUAAAAAUAAUAAUAACAGUAAUAUUUGUGGCCAUGCGACGUUGCCCUUUUGAUUCCUACGCGUACCUGCACCCAUACACGCCACCUCUGUACGGUGCGAAGAGCUCAUAUUAUCAUUUAAGCCGCAUGAGUGCCGACGCAUAUGAGCACUCCAAUUCACCAAAAUUUAAAUAAAUAUAAAUAGACAGAUAGAUAAAUCAAUCCAUAGAUUCACAACGUAACAAAGUCGUUUUCUAUAUUUCUCUCUCUCUCCCUCUCUUUCCCUGUCCCUUCCAUAAAGCUCCAACGGUCUCUUUCUCCCUUCUAUUGUAUAUUCAGUCACUGUUCCACGUUGGGAAAGAAGGAUAUAUAUCUUCUCGGUCCACAUAAAGCUAUCAAAUUAAGCUACUUAAUAUAGUCAGUUUACGUGGUUGCAUUGGUAAUAUGAGAGACAACAUUUCCGACCUUUUCGAGGAUCCCCCGGAGUUCAGAUCCGCAGACUUCGCUGGAGCGGCAUCUCCGGACGACCUCUUCAGCUUGCUGGAAACUUUGGAAGACAGUAGAAAAGAAGUCCCCCCAUUCAACCCGUUCGAGAAAGCGGCAGCUUCUGCGGUGCCUCAGAAACCUCUUCUCUCGAGUGUUCGGCGCCACGAGACCACGGACGACGCCGAAGAAGCGAAUGACCCGGCUCGGAAGAAGCACAAGGCAUCGGCCGCUGAAGCGGCUGCCCAGGAAUCCGAGGCUGCAGUGGCCGCUGCACAAGACGGCGGGCAGCACAAGAUGUCGCACAUCACGGUGGAGCGCAACCGGCGGAAGCAGAUGAACGAGCACCUCACGGUGCUGCGCUCACUGAUGCCGUGCUUCUACGUCAAGCGAGGAGAUCAAGCAUCCAUCAUAGGAGGAGUAGUCGACUACAUCAAGGAGCUGCAACAAGUGUUGCAAUCCUUAGAAGCCAAGAAGCAGAGGAAAGUAUACAGCGAAGUGCUCAGCCCGCGACCCGCCAUUUCGAGCCCUCGCCCCUCGGUGAGCCCACGGCCACUUCCGCCGCCGCUAAGCCCGAGAGUGGGCUUGCCGAUAAGCCCGCGAACGCCCCAGCCGGGAAGCCCAUACAAGCCCAGAAUUGUGCAGCAGGGUCUGUACUUACCAGCCACUAUGAUGCUACCAUCUAUGGAAUCCUCUCCUUCGUCGGAGCACACUUUGGCCGACCUCGCAGCGAACUCGAAGUCACCUGUCGCAGAGGUGGAGGUGAAGUUCACGGGCCCCAACGUUCUCCUCAAGACGGUGUCGCAUAGGAUUCCCGGGCAGGCUGUUAAGAUAAUCGCGGCGCUCGAGAGCCUCGCUCUAGAGGUGCUCCAUGUGAACAUCAGCACCAUUGAUGAUACGAUGCUCAACUCAUUCACCAUCAAGGUAAUUAAGUGUUACUCAAUGAACUAUUGUAUAUACAUUCCAUAUAUCUUCUUUCUUCUUUUGCAAUAUAUAAAGUUUGUCGCUUAACUUCCUUGUUAGUUAGGUUAAGUACUUAAAAAGAAUUUUCACACAAUAUAUACAAACUACUUCUAUAUGCCUUUAACAAUCAAGGUAGUACUCCUCAAGUAAUGAGCCAUACCACAUGACUCCUCAUCUAACUCUAAAAUAUAACUUCUUUUCUACAAUGUAAGAUUUAUCAUUUUUUUUGAACUUUCUUGUUAUAUAGUUGGGUUACUUCUUUUAAGUAAUUUUCACAAAAUACAUUCUAGUUCUAUCAUUCUUCGUCUUUUUAAAAUCUUUUUUUCCUUUCUAUUAAUUUUUCUUCCUUCCUGGUCAAGAGAUGAAUAAUAACAUGACCUUUUUCCUUUUUUCAAAAAAAAAACAUGACCUUAUAAUUUCCACAUUCAAGAAAACAUUCCUGCCAAAGCCCAGGAGACAAUCACACAGUUAUGGUUCAAAUAAAUAGCUCUAGUGUGCAUUAAUUUAACACUUGCCAUGUACACUUGAGGGUCCAAAGCAUAUAUACAUAUCUCUACGUCCUUUUCAGAGAGAGAGAGAAAGAGAGAGAGAGAGAGCACUAGGCAUGUGGUGGGUUUAAUUUAUAUACUGUUUAAGCUACUCAACUUACUGUUUUCGUCUACUUUCUCAGUUUAUGUACUUCUCAGUCCUGAACAACCCUAGUAAAUCUAAGAUAAGUAGAUGUGCAGUGUAGUAGUAGUAGUGUAUAAUAUAUAAAUGAUAACUUGGUUGCCCAAUGGA